Messenger RNA from Phytophthora sojae, 3669 nucleotides. RefSeq lists its product as hypothetical. The transcript has a single exon. The coding region runs from base 1 to 3669 and encodes 1222 amino acids. NCBI's taxonomy places the organism in Eukaryota, Oomycota, Peronosporomycetes, Peronosporales, Peronosporaceae. The record is from RefSeq and is a predicted model, not a curated record.
AUGCCGCCCCCGUCGCCCGCCCGAGACGAGCGGAAAGAGCAGCUCUUGGCCUGGCAGCAGCAGCGCCAAGCCGCGCGAGCGAGUCCCGCCAGGGCCGAGCAGUGCAGACGCAGCAGCUCGCAGGCGUCACUCGCGUCGCCGGAGCGCAAGACGCCCACAGCCAAGAGCACGACCGCCACGUACACGGAGCAAUUCCUGCGGCGCAGACGCAGUGAGCAGCUGAUGGCAGACGCCGUGACCAACGGACUCCAGAGUCCAAAGGCCAACGGCAGCCGACGGACGGACCGCAGACGCAGCAGCAGCGCGGACGCUGCAAUGGAGCGACUCAAUGGGCCGAAGCCGCAGCAAGAGGAGCUGGAGCCGCGCGAGAACGGACAUCAGGCCACCGCCGUUGAGGAGGAGGAUCCGGCAGUUGAGAAGCCGUCACAGAAAACAAUUGACCUGGUUGAGGACGCUGCGGAAUCUGGGAGGGGGAUCGCAGCGGUGAAUGGUGGUAGUUUCGGAAAUACUGCGCAAGACGAGAAAGCAGCUGUGAAGGUGACAUCGAUGGCGAAGAAGCGAAAGGCUCCGUGCAGUAGAUCCGCGGUCGCGCUGGCUGUGGUUGCUGGAGUGGUGACAGUCUCGGUGGCGGGAGGAAUCGCGGUUUGUCGGAUGUACCCGUCGUCGCCUGCAGCGAUUACGAUUGAAUUGGCGGCGGAAAGAGCGAAGAAGGUGCUCUAUCCCCUGCUCGUUGCGCUCCAGAACGAAAUGGGUCCGUACGCGAAGGGAUUGAGUGAAGGAGUACGAGCCGAGUGGCUGGCGCUGCUGGAUAGUGCGAGGUUGGAGAAGGCGGCACGUGCUGCUCAGAUACUCGUGAGCGAGAACCUGGGGAGCGUGCGAGGCUCCCAAGCUUUGAGGCUAACGGCCUCGCUUUUGACCACGCUGCUUCAGUAUGCACGUGUUCAGCUACAGCGAGCUGCAUUGCGCUUGGCGGAUGCCCUGGAAAUGCUGACGAGAUGGGUGCAAACACACUUGAAGUCUGCGUUUGAGUUGAUGAACUCGGACUCGGGCGCGAGAGACGAGCAAGUCGAGCGUGUUCGAACAGCACUGAAACAAGGUGCAGAGGUGGCGAGGUCAAGUUUGAGCGACGUUUUUGAGUGGAUAGGAUUGGGCCCGAGUGUGAGUGAUGUGAGUCUGCCUAGCGAGGAAUUGUCUGAAACUCUGCAGAUGCACCAGAUCGCAAUUCAGAACAUCGCAAGUGGGCUAAAAGUGCACGAGUCUCGGGCAUUACAGGACGUACAGCGCCUCGAGAAACGACGCGUUGCUAUCAUAUCUGCCGCCAACUCGAUCAUUGCAGACACCCGAGCAAUAGCACUGGAAAGUGUUCUCGACGUGAAGAUGGCUGCUGUCGAGUUUAUUGACAAUCGAGUAAGGGAACUAGCAGAACAAUGCGCCAAGUCGAUUGAGCAAGAGAUUGAGGACUACGAGCACGCGUCACGUGAAGCUGACGAAUGGAACGGUGUUGAUGCGCUGGCCGAGAUCGCAGCGGAUAUUCAGGCGCAGGUGGAAGCGGCGCUUAGGUUGAAACGGGAAUUAUUGGAGCGCGCGUUGGCUACGGACGAAGAGCCGACGGAUGCAGCGAAAGCUCCCGUGGAUGAUCAGUUACCGAGUGAAGAUGAUAGUGAGGAGCAGUACUUCAAAGAUGCCGAACUCGUGGGAAAAGAGCUUCCUGCUGAGAUUCCAGCAUCCACGGUGUUUGAAGACGGCAGCUCGGAUGCUGACACAGCCGAUAGUGAACAAGUCGCCGAAGAAGAGACGCCGGUGGUCCCUCAACCGAUUGAGAAGGAUCAAGUGACGGACGAGGAUAAAGAAACAGCCGAGUACGUGCCCACUGUGGAUGUUUUGGAUAGCGUUUCCACCAGCGAGGAGCAGGUGCAGAUUUCCGCUGAGCUAGUCGAACCAGACCUGCUGUCGGUACAACGCACUGAAACCCAAGUGGUGGAAGGCGCCAGCAUAUCCGAGAGGGUGACGGAUGGUGAUCACGACGUCCAGGUUGUUGCUGAGCUUAUUGAGGACAACGUUGCAGCAGUUGAAGUCGAGUUGACGGAGCAAGGGGAGAUAACCCAUGGAAAAUUGAAGCAUGCUGCUAUCGCUGAAGUGGUGGUGGAGGUGGAGGACAUUGUUCUGGACGUGAAGCAGACGCAAGUGAACACGAUCGACUUUGUUGAGGCAGAAAACGUAUCUGAAGCGGUCUCUUCCCAGCAAGACGAGCUGCAGAUCGAAGCGCACGUGACUGUCCCGAUUGACGGUGCUAUGGCGGAGCUUGUGGUCGAGUUAGAGAGUGCCGCGGGUGAAAGCACCGAGCGAUUGGAGGUGAAUCGGCUUCAGCCUGACAUCAGGACGCGAAUUGGUGUCCUGCCAAGAGCCAAUGUACCCGAGGAAAAGCACACCGAGGACACAUACUCGAGUGACUUGAAGCAAGUUGGCACGGAGGUUGAAAAAGAAUUGAUGGCAGACAACAAUGGUGUGGAUGUAACUAUUGAGCUAGAGGUCUCUGAAGUCGCGCAAGAGCUAAAGACGGCUGCUGAAGAAGCGGACUUAGUUGCCGCGCAGGUAGAACGCACUAUCGCAGAAUCUGCAAGUGAGCUUACAAAUGGCAUUGAGACACAGCUGGAGGAUACGAACGCGCAGCGGCAAGAAGUGGAGGCCAUCGAAGCAGUUGCUGCUACGGUGGGCAAAGUAGAAAGCUUGGCAACGGAGCGCGUUGUCGUGGCGAAGGAAAUUGAAGAGCUGGAGCAGCUGGAGCAAGUUAUACUGCAGGAGGAAGGCGAGCGCGUUCGCGUCGAAGAGGAGUUGCGUGCUAUUGCAGAGGAGGAAGAGGUGUGGCUGCAAAGUGAGCAGUCUGCUGCUGAAGGUUUGGCCUCCACUGAUGAUUUAGCGCGUGAAGACUCAAGUACUGCGGCAGUUGAUGUCACGAAGACUGCCGAUGUGGACGCUGACAAGCAAAGUAGCGUCGAAAUCCCAGCGGUCGAGCUGCCCGGGCCUACGUUGGCACAGAUCAGUUUACUGUCAGUAGCGUUCUUGGCGCUCGCAGUAUUGGCAGCAUAUUUAUUAGCUCGUCGCCGCAAGCGUGGUCUGUUUGCUCGUGCGUCACGCCGGCGUAGACGGUGGCAACGACUCGCUGACUCUGACGCUGAAGAAGUGGUCUUGUUGCCCGACGACAGCUCAGACGAUGAAGAAGAGGCAGAUAUUACCAUUAUGAAGUCAAGCGUGGAAGUGGUCGAGCUCACGUCUAGCGUCAAUGAGGGCCAUCAAGAGGUGGAAGAAGAGAAGAAGGAGGCCCCCGAGGACGGCGGAGUCGCUGCGUCGGAUUCGACGUCGAAGACUGUUGUCGUGAAGCGCUUUCAGGCGGCGACGAUCCACGCGAAGGACCAUUCUGCCACGUCGCUGACGGAAACAUCGGUCGCGGUUGCAGCGUCCGCGUCGAGUGAUGAUGGCGACACUGCCAUUCCGUUUGCAGACUCGCCCCCAGACGGUGAUGGCAACCGAUCCACAGCGUCUGUCAGCACGCCGCCACCGAGUAGCAAAGCUUCAGCAUCGGUCAGCACGCCGCCGGGUGGCUCCCCAGAGGGGACACCCGAUACAUCUGAGCGCGCUCGACGUCGACUACGACGCGAACGCCGCUCGUAG